Molecule: messenger RNA, 1677 nt
Organism: Danaus plexippus (monarch butterfly)
Lineage: Eukaryota; Metazoa; Arthropoda; Insecta; Lepidoptera; Nymphalidae
Gene: DCTN2-p50
Product: dynactin subunit 2
Exons: 9
Coding region: 126-1235 (369 amino acids)
Biological process (GO): mitotic spindle organization
Cellular component (GO): centrosome; dynactin complex; cytoplasm
Source: RefSeq, a predicted model, not a curated record
AUAACUCUCAUCAUUGGUUUGGUAUUGGCUCUGACGUCAUCUUUUUGCCCAAAUAAAAGGAUUUUACGUAAAUUGGAAGCUAAAAAAAAGGAAUAAGCACCUUCUCGAAUCAUUGUUGAAAUAAAAUGGCUAAUCCUAAGUACGAAAAUCUUCCCGGCAUAGCCUAUGACCAACCCGAUGUAUAUGAAACCGAUGAUUUGCCGGAGGCUGACCAGCCGGAUCCGUAUGAAGAGGAAGAAAAUAGCUGUAUUGAACAGUUACAUUUAUCAGUGAAAGAUUCUUUCAAUACAUUCAAAGGAAAAUUUCUAACUGGGAAUGUUGAUUUUUCUGAUAGACUCAGCAGGAAAAAUCGUAUCGGAUACAGAGCUGGUGAGUGGGAAUUGGCAGCGGAGGGUGACACAGAAACAACAUUGGAGCGCUACAAUAGACUUCGCUGUGAGUUCUCAGAGCUGUUGGAAGAAGUCACACAGAAAGAAAAUAAAGCCAUAGAGAUUGAAAAGGAGGAAUACAGCAAACUUGCAGCACAGAUCAAUUCAACAAAGAAACUUCUAGAAGAAUUAAAACUAGAAGAGGGGGAACAAAUUGAUCCCAAGGCGGAGAAAUUGAAGGAAUACUUAAGUGUCAGUGGAAAGAAACAAGGUGAUAAGGUCACAGCACAUUUGAAACUCAAGCCUGAAGUCAACUUAGCGCAGACAGCCAGAAUAGCACAGUUGGAGCACAGAUUACAUAAACUGGAGCAGGCGGCCGGUGUGAGAGAUGAAGAAGCGUUCCGGAGGCUACAGACUGUUACUGGAGAGGCUACCCUAUGUGGUGCUGCGGCCUCACUAGCCAGUCAGGCAGCGUUACUACGCCCCGCAGACCUGGCGGCCGCGGAGGCCAGAGUGACGUCAUUACUUAGUAACAUUGACGCUUUGAAGCAAGCAGUCAAACCAGCCCAGCCUGAAGUCGAGGAGAAGGUUAAAGAAUUGUACAAACUAUUAAAGCAAAUAGAUGGUGUGUCACAUUCAGAAAUCUUAGAGAGAAUGGAGGCUCUGGAAGCUUUACAUAAUCAAGCAAGCAACUUUGGUAAAUCUCUGACCGAAUUGGAGACGUUACAAAGUACAAUCGCUAGCGGCGUUCAAAACAAUAAGGCGCUCCUUGAAGGAGUGCAAGAAGUCUUCGCGCACAAUAUUGAUAGCUUACAAAAAGAAAUCAAGAAAUUAGACGAAAGAAUCGGCAAACUGACACCUGCGUGAUGUUCAUUAAAAAAAAAAACACUUUAGGGUUGCUAUAUCAAAUAUAUUGGAAGUAAAUAUUUGGAAUUUUAAUAUUUCGCUACAAGAAUAAAAGGUUCAAUGUUACAAUGUUCUUGUUUAAUUCAGGACCAGUAUGCUGUUCUUGUUUUACUGGAUUUAAAAUUAUAAGUGCCUCACUAACAAUGCAUCACUCACUGCUAAUUGAAUUAAAUUAGUUGAUUUAGUGUUUCUUAAAUUACACCUGUGUAAAAUAUUGAUUUUUUUGUAAUAAAAAACUGAGAAAAUUUAUAUCAAUUCAAAUGUAUUGUAAGUUACAACUGUAUCUUUAAUUUAACCAAUUUGUAUUUAAACAAAUUUUAUUAACUAGUUUCGGCUAUCUGAUAUUAUUCUGUAGGUAGACAGCUUAAAUAAUUUAUUUUAUAAAAUAAAAGCAGUUAUGUCA